Hibiscus syriacus is the source of this 2538-nucleotide messenger RNA. RefSeq lists its product as uncharacterized. Bases 160 to 2175 code for a protein of 671 amino acids. The record is from RefSeq and is a predicted model, not a curated record. The transcript has 7 exons. NCBI's taxonomy places the organism in Eukaryota, Viridiplantae, Streptophyta, Magnoliopsida, Malvales, Malvaceae.
UCUUCAAAAUAAUACAUUUCUUAAUUCACACUUCAAACCUUUCUUUUCUCUUCUUUUCUCUCUCUACACACACGAAAUAUAUAUAAUAUAUUUUUUUUUGAAUUUUUUCUCCAAUAAGCUGAGUAUAGGACUCAAAGGAGGGGAUUUUACAAUGCUAGAAUGGCUCAGUACAGGCAACAGUGUCAAUACAGCAAUGGAACGACGUCAGAUCACGUGGCCAUUGGUGUUCGAGGAGGUGGAGGAGGCGCCAGCAACAAGGCGGCUCGAUGGCGCCGAUCGGGACGCGCCGACAGGAGCCGCCGAAUCUCCUUCGGCUCUCUCGUCUUUUUUUUGAUCCUCGUACUUGUUGUAACCGUUCUCGUAUACUAUUACAUCUCUGCUGAUAAUAAUGACAAUCGUAAAGAUUUAAUUAGUUACCAAUCUGAGGAUGAUGAUUUGAAGGGUGAUUCUGAUUUCCUCGCAAAUGUGACACGAAUGGAAAAUUUUAAAAUCCUUAACUUUGGCAAUGGUUCUGUAUCACAUGGCCGUGAUUCACGAUAUUGGGAUACGGAUGAUGGGAGAAGGGAUGAUGAUUACAAUGAGGAUGUGGUAGAGAACAAUAUCACGAAUUCUAGAGAUGUGUCUCUUGGAGGUGGCCAUGUUCCCACGAAAGUAAAGAAUAAGAAGGGGGCUUCCCUUGAUUCUGAUAGGAACAUGGAUCAUAGAGUUGUUGGGUUGUACAAUGAAGCUGGGCGCAAUGAAUUAAAAAUGUACGAAGCAGAAUAUGAGGCAUCUCUGAAGAAUGGGGGCAAAUCAAAAAAAGAACUUGGAAAUAGUCAUCAGCUUUCUGACAUUAUGGAAUUUGGAACACGUGAUGAGGUUGAUAAGGUUGAUGAUGCUGAUGACCAGUAUAAUGAUGGGAUUGAUUCUAGUGAUACUCAAAAGGAUGAAUAUGAUGAUCUUACUCGUGUCAAAGAGGCUAGGGAAGAAUCAACUUUAUCUAGAGAGACCUCUCAAAAUGUUGAUGCUGGUUCACAUCAUGUUGGUUCCUUUAGUCGUAAAUCUGGAAAAAACCCUAAAACAGGUUCAAAGAAAAAGCAAAGGCGCCGGAAAUUUUCAGGUUCUUGUGAGAUGAAAUUAAUGAAUUCAACACACCUUGUGGAGCCUGUAGAAAGUAGAAAGUUUGCGCGAUUUUCCUUACAGUAUACACAAAUGGAGGAGAAACCUGAAAGAGAACAAUGGAUACCUAGAUUUGCUGGGCAUCAGAGUUUACAAGAACGUGAGGAAUCUUUUUUGGCACGCGACCAAAAGAUAAAUUGUGGGUUUGUUAAAGGUCCACAAGGAUAUCCAAGCACUGGCUUUGAUCUGGCAGAAGAUGAUGUGAAUUAUAUCAGCAGGUGCCACAUUGCUGUCAUAUCUUGCAUUUUUGGAAAUUCAGAUCGUUUGAGGACACCUGCUGGAAAAAUGGUCACUCGUUCGUCAAGGAAAAAUGUCUGCUUUGUUAUGUUUGUGGAUGAACUUACGAUGCAAACACUUUAUUCAGAGGGUCAAACACCUGAUGGUGGCUUUAUUGGUUUAUGGAAGAUAGUGGUUGUAAAGAAUCUUCCUUAUGAUGAUAUGCGCAGAGUGGGGAAAAUACCAAAGAUGUUACCGCAUCGACUAUUUCCUUUUGCAAGGUACUCAAUCUGGUUAGACAGCAAACUGCGUCUACAACGUGACCCCUUACAACUCCUGGAUUACUUCUUGUGGCGAAAAGGUCAUGAGUAUGCCAUUUCUAGUCACUACGACCGUCAUUGCCUAUGGGAAGAGGUUGCACAGAAUAAGAAGCUAAACAAGUAUAAUCAUACAGUCAUUGAUGAGCAAUUUGUAUUCUAUCAGGCCGAUGGACUGAAAAAAUUCAACUCUUCUGAUCCCAACAAGCUUCUUCCUAGCAAUGUGCCUGAAGGUUCUUUCAUUGUUAGAGCACACACCCCAAUGUCGAAUUUGUUCUCAUGUCUUUGGUUCAACGAGGUUGAGCAGUUUACUCCCCGUGAUCAGCUAAGUUUCGCAUAUACAUACCAGAAAUUGAGAAGGAUGAAUCCCGACAAACCCUUUUAUCUAAACAUGUUCAAGGAUUGUGAGAGGAGAGCCGUAGCAAAGUUGUUUCGACAUAGAUUGGAUGAGAAGCGAAAUAUUCAACAAAAGGCAACAUUGUAAAAUGUGUGUUGUAUUAUCAAACCUUUGAUGUUGAAUAUAAAAAAGAAAAGAAUUUUGUACACUUUCCUUAGCCAUGCUGGUUCAGUUGCUCAUAAAGGAAGUAACAAGUUGCCUUAGUUGCUGGCUGUUGAGAUGGUACGACAGGAUUUCGAUGAAAUGGGGGUCGGUAUGAGGUUUCUCGAGCUUGAGAUGUCGAGCAUGGUUGGGGAAGCCAAUUUAGCUUUCAUUUACUAGAAAUCGUCUGCUUCAUUGUUCAUGUUCUUUGUUCUUUUGUUCACAUUGAUUGCUUCGUCCGUAGGUAAUGAAGCACCAAUACUAAUGUACUUGUUACACCUAAAAUUUGUUAUAUUGUUGCUAUUAUUA